CAGUUGAGUUUUUGUUGCGGACGAGUUAAGAUCAUAGAAAAGGCAAAAAUAUGUUGAAAAUCCGUAGUGGAAUUGCCGUAGCUCACAAGCAAGUGGCGGCCGUCUCUUUCAGUGGACAGCAGCGCCGGCAGACCACAGCUGCUGCAGCUCUAACCCGAGACGAUGCAGAGUGGCAGCAGGCGCGUCCCUUCAGGCAGGUGCCUCGGGCCAAUUCGAUAUCUCUGAUUCCCAAAAUGUUCAUGCCAGGGGGUAAAUAUGAGAACAAGGACCUUGCGGAGUUGAUAAUGGCCAUGCGCGAAGACAAUGGCAUCAUUCAUGUUGUGCCAGGCAUCAUGGGAGGACCUCCCAUGUUGAGUACACACAAUCCCAAGGACUUCGAGGUAGUAUUCCGGCACGAGGGCACGUGGCCAGACAGGCCUGGCGCCGACGCUCUUUUGUACCAUCGGCAGACGCACAGAAAGGAUUUCUUUCAGGGCGUCGAGGGCGUCGCACCAACCCAAGGAAAGGCGUGGGGCGACUUUCGAUCGGCUGUAAAUCCAGUCCUCAUGCAGCCCAAGAACGCGAGGCUUUACUACAAGAAAAUGUCCCAGGUCAAUCAGGAAUUUGUGCAGCGCAUUAAAGUUAUCCGAGAUGCCAGCACUCUAGAGGUUCCUGAUAACUUCAUAGACACCAUCAAUCGCUGGACCCUGGAGUCAGUCUCCGUCGUGGCAUUGGACAGGCAGUUGGGACUGCUGAAGGAGUCGAACAAAAAGAUCGAAGCCACAAAGCUUUUCCACCUCUUGAAAGAUUUCUUUAAAGUAUCUGCUGAUCUGGAGCUGAAGCCCUCCGCCUGGCGCAUGUUCAAAUCGCCCAAACUGAUGAAAAUGAUGAACAUUCUCGACACCAUUCUGUACAUUAUAUCGGCAUAUAUUGAUGAGGCGGUAGAGCGAUUGGAGAAGGAAGCCAAAGAGGGUGUUGUCCGUCCUGAGAACGAGCAGAGUGUACUGGAAAAGCUCCUCAAGGUCGACAAGAAGGUGGCCACAAUCAUGGCCAUGGACAUGCUAAUGGCCGGAGUUGAUACCACCUCUAGCACAUUUACACGGUCAUGCUCUGCCUUGCCAAGAAUCCCGAAAAGCAGGCCAUACUCCGAGAGGAGGUGAUGAAGGUACUGCCCCACAAG
Messenger RNA from Drosophila miranda, 1159 nucleotides. Its product is annotated as probable cytochrome P450 12a4, mitochondrial. Lineage: Eukaryota; Metazoa; Arthropoda; Insecta; Diptera; Drosophilidae. The coding region runs from base 51 to 1139 and encodes 362 amino acids. The transcript is spliced from 4 exons. Gene Ontology annotation, molecular function: oxidoreductase activity, acting on paired donors, with incorporation or reduction of molecular oxygen; monooxygenase activity; heme binding. The record is from RefSeq and is a predicted model, not a curated record.